This is a messenger RNA of Parastagonospora nodorum SN15, 195 nucleotides long. RefSeq lists its product as hypothetical. NCBI's taxonomy places the organism in Eukaryota, Fungi, Ascomycota, Dothideomycetes, Pleosporales, Phaeosphaeriaceae. Bases 1 to 195 code for a protein of 64 amino acids. The record is from RefSeq and is a predicted model, not a curated record. The transcript has 2 exons.
AUGUCUAGUACAAGGUUAAUACACGAUGGUGUUCAAGAUUCAGAAUCUACGUCGCAUUUCAGCAUGAAUACCUUGAAGAGCAAGCUCCCUUUUAGGGGCAGACCUGCAUUUGACUCUACCCUUGGAGGAUGCUCCACGUCACACAGAAAGUAUGGCUGGGAUCAGGGUCGAAUGAUGCCGGAGCAGGGGCCGUGA